UGACUAGUAUCCAAUAUGCGCCGUCAGCACCGCUGGGUGAUAUAUGCUUCUUCUCAAUCCAAGAAACCCUAGCCACUCUACGCUCUUCGCUGAAAUUUUCUGAUCAGUUUUCCAAUCCCUAGGGCAUGGCGCUAUCCGGUGUGAUGCGGAGGUCGAUCUGGCGAUUAAAGGACCCGUUACAGUCACAAUGCGUCGUCCUGAUAGCUUCGCUGAGAUCGCACAUAGUCGGUCCCACUCUGAGCGAGGCUGGCGUCAGCAGCUCGUAUCGCGAGCCGGUUUAUUCCGUUAUCCCUGACAAUUUCCGUCCAAGUUCGUUCCUUUCUGGUUCGUCCAACGGCAUUCCGCCCUUUGCUUCCAGAUCGCCGUCCGAUUCUGAUCCAACGGUAGGAAGCAUCGCUGAUCUACGAUCUGAAGAUAUUUCUAUGGCUCAGAUCCUUCCAGAUUCUCGAAAAUCGGCCCACAAGUCGUCCCGCGUUCAUCCACCUUAUAAGGUCUUCUCAAGUCCCGUACAAUCUCCAACCACACAGUACUUAUCCAACCAUAUACACUGGAGACAGGAGGACGAAGAGAGAGGAACAUUGGAACAAGCCUCAGCAUAUACACCUAGAAUUAGACCUGGGCCUAGCUCUCCUGUCUGGGUUGCGCAGUACCAAGCGGGCACAGGAGCUUGUACGGCACGGGACUUGUCGCCUAGCUUUGCUAGGCUAGCCAGCAGUACAGCAGCAGGCAGCAACGGUGACGGUAGUAGAGAUGGCAACAGCAGCAACGCCAGCAGAAGCAUUAGUGACAGUACCAGCACCAGCAGCGACAGCAGCAGCGACAGCAGUGCUAGAAGUGGCAGCGGCAGCAGCGGUGGUGAGAGUGCAUCGUGGAUAGAGCGGUAUUUGCCAGCCCCAGUGCAGCCGUUUGCUCAUCUGGCUCGCCUGGACAAGCCCACUGGCACGUGGCUGCUCGCCUGGCCUUGCUUCUGGUCCAUCGCCCUGGCUGCUCCAGCAGGCGCUCUCCCGGACCCUUUACUCCUCUUCCUCUUCGGCUCGGGAGCAGUGCUCUUAAGAGGAGCAGGCUGCACCAUCAACGAUCUGCUUGAUCAAGACUUUGACGCCAAGGUGGCGCGCACCAGGACCCGCCCUCUGCCUGCCGGGGCUGUCACCCCCCUCGGUGCUUCAUCUUUUCUCGGGUUACAGUUACUGCUGGGGCUUGGAAUACUGGUGCAGCUGAACACGUACAGCCAGGUGUUGGGAGCAGCAUCACUGCCCCUCGUCUUCUCCUACCCCCUUAUGAAGCGAUUCACUCACUGGCCUCAAGCUUAUCUCGGUCUUGUUUUCAACUGGGGUGCUCUUCUGGGCUGGGCGGCAGUGCACGGCUCGCUGAACCUGCCAGCUGUGCUGCCGCUGUAUGCGGGCGGCAUCUGUUGGACGCUAGUGUACGACACUAUCUACGCUCACCAGGACAAGGCGGAUGACAUCACUGCAGGGGUCAAGUCCACAGCGCUGCUCUUCGCCCACCGCACGCCCCUCUACCUCUCCCUCUUUGGUGCAGCAUCCAUCGCCAGCCUGGCUGCUGCUGGCUCUGCUGUCAACCUUGGCUCCCCAUACUAUGCGGCACUGGCAGCGGCAGGGGCACACAUGGCAUGGCAGAUAGCAUCCACGAACUACGACAACCGGGAGGACUGCUACUCCAAGUUUGCUUCCAACUGGACAUUCGGCGCUCUGGUCUUUGCUGGCAUUGUGGCUGGCAAGCUCUUUGGUGUGUGAUCCUAGAAGGCGUUUAGUCUGCUGCACUGGGAGUGGCUGUUCCAGUAUGUAACAGAGCGUGUUCAAUAACAAAAUGGUGUUCACUGGAUAAUUCGUGAAGUACCGCAGCUGGAUGUGCUUCGCCCU
Molecule: messenger RNA, 1880 nt
Organism: Closterium sp. NIES-67
Lineage: Eukaryota; Viridiplantae; Streptophyta; Zygnematophyceae; Desmidiales; Closteriaceae
Source: the annotation of a GenBank genome assembly